Anopheles arabiensis is the source of this 1220-nucleotide messenger RNA. RefSeq lists its product as uncharacterized. Lineage: Eukaryota; Metazoa; Arthropoda; Insecta; Diptera; Culicidae. The transcript has 2 exons. The record is from RefSeq and is a predicted model, not a curated record. Bases 224 to 1039 code for a protein of 271 amino acids.
UCGAAUCAUCAUCGAAGGGUUACCCAUGACGACAGCGGCGGGACAAUGCUGCGAUCAUAGUAGCCACUUGCGUUCUUUUCGCCAACCAUGGUCAUACACUCGCAACACUUGCAUUUUCCAACGACCAACCGGAGGUGUUAGUUCACUGUUAGGACCUGCCAAGUACAGUUUUGUUCGUGAUUUGAUAGUGAUUUUGUGUGGUUUGUGCCGAUAGUACGUAGCGAUGGACAACAAGGCGGCCUUAAAGCGGGUGGGCGACCGGUUGCGCGCAACUCGCAAAGCGAACCUUGCAUUUCUGGAAGUUUGCGGCGACUACCUGUGGCACGGAUCGGACGACUACUGGCCGGUGGAUGUGCCGUACGAAAUCGGUGUUGAUGAUGCAGUGAAGCCGGAAGUGUUCGACUCGUUCGCCGAUUUUCUGGCAGCGCAAGAAAACACGAAGGUGCCGGUGGACUUCUUGGAGGAGUUUGUACUGUGCGAAAGGGCGCUCGCCGUUAUGAACGACUUCGACGCAAUGGAGUACAACCUAAGGCCGACGAUCCAGCGGGCCGGCGAGCAGCCGGAACUGCUGCAGGGCAACGAGCGGGGCCAGUUUGUGCGAGUGGCCCGCGUGCUGCGGGAAGUUUGCCACCGUCGGCAGCUAUUCGAGCAGCUGCGCUACGAACUGAUGGAGCUAUACAUUAUGAUGAAUAAUGACCCAGCAUCCACCGACGACGAUUCGGAUGAUGACGGCGAUGUCGGUGCGGCAGUGGGGCGGGCCGUGCAGUUCGCCUUGAAUGUCCAUUCCCCCGUCAAAGGGAAGAAAAGAUUGUGGCUCCGUACGCUGAAUUUAAAGAUAACGUCACUCGUGCAGGAUGUGGACUAUUUGACAAAUUUGCUGGCGUUAAUGGAGACGGGAAAGGGAACGCCCCAUUUCUCGGCCUUCUCCUUUUCGUCUAGUCCAACUUCGCGCAAAGAGGCGAGGAAAACAGUUCGACACAGUGUUGCAAAACGGAUAAAGUUGGAGGAACAGAACAUGAACCCGGUCGGCACUGCGUAGGCGAAGGGCGUUACUUGUUACAUAUUAUAUAGAGCAUUAUGUUAUUCAUUAUUCUAACUCGUUCAUAACUUCGUUAUGAUGCGUUGCCAGCAUGCCUUAACCCAACAUUGUAGAACGACGCGGGUCUAGAUUUUAACAGAUUUUCCAUUUUAAUAAACUUCGGACACGUUACAUAAAUAAA